AUGGCACUCUCGAAGCGAAGAAAAACCGGUGGCUCGAACGCAAAGCCUCAAGAUAAGAAAGCCAAAGCAGGACCACUUCCCGUCACAGUUCUCUCUGGAUUUUUGGGAAGUGGAAAGACGACUCUUCUUCGUCACAUUCUCCAGUCGCCGGACCAUGGAUUUCGCAUUGCCGUUAUAGUGAACGACAUGGCGUCUGUCAACGUAGAUGCCAACCUAAUCACACGAUCGACAGACUCGCGCGGCAAGAAAGAUAGUGGGGAGAUUCGAGUCAAGGAAAAGGUCAUUCAAAUGCAGAACGGUUGCAUCUGUUGCACACUCCGAUCUGACCUACUCACUGAGCUGGCACGGCUGGCAUGGAGCGACGCUGGCUUCGACCACGUUGUAAUCGAGAGCUCUGGUAUCAGUGAACCGCAGCAAGUGGCGGAGACGUUCACUACUGAGCUCACGGAAGCGAUGAUCGAUGCUGAAGGUAUGGAGACUGAAGAAAAGGAGAUCUUUGCCAAAGUUGCAAAGCUCGGUGGCCUGAAGUCAAUCGCUAGUGUCGACACCAUGGUCACAGUCGUUGAUGCCUUCCGUUUCUUCUCCGAGUUCGACACCGCCGAAUUCCUCCAAGACCGCUUUGGCCGGGAAGAAAUACCUGAAGAAGACCAGCGCACCAUCUCCGAUCUUUUCGCCGACCAGAUCGAGUUCGCCAACGUGAUCAUUGUCAAUAAGGUUGAUGCAGUCAACAAGCAGACACUGGGCAGAGUCAAAGCCUACGUCAAGACACUCAACCCUACAGCGAAGAUCAUUGAGUCGAAGUUCUCUAAAGUCAACAUCAAAGAGAUGCUGCACACUGGUAUCUUCAACUUCGCCGAAGCAGUCGCCAGUCCAGGCUGGCUGAGGAGUCUGCACGAGAUGACCGUCAUGGAUGUCCAAGGCAGGAAGCGCGUAACACCCAAGCCAGAAACUUUUGAGUAUGGCAUCGGGAGCUUUGUCUACCGCGCUCGUCGUCCGUUCGACCCUCUCAAGCUAUACCGCCUCAUCGAGGGAAAGUUCAUUCUGCUUCAAGAAGAGCCCGAAGACGCCGAUGAAGAUGAGGAAGACGACGAUGCUUCAGACGAUGGCGCAAGCAAUGCAGACUCCGCCUCGGACGAGAACACCGCCUCAGCAGGUUCUAACUCAGACAAGAUGGCCGAUGACGAAUAUGACAAAACCCCAAUGUCUGACAAAGAGAUACUUGCCAACAAGAAAGCUUCUCCAUACUUCUCCGGGCUCCACCGCAGCAAAGGCAUCUUCUGGCUCGCUACACGCCCCUUCCAAAUGGGCUCCUGGAGCACCGCAGGCGCAAUGCUAACUAUCGGCUCUGAAAUGCCGUGGUUCUGCUGCGUGCCUGAAGAAGACUGGGGUGCGGACGCUGACACCGUCGCUGCUAUCCGUAAGGACUUCGAAGGCGAGUGGGGCGAUCGAAGACAGGAGUUGGUGUUCAUUGGCGAGGGGCUUGAUGUCGCGGGCUUGACGAAGAUGCUGGAUGCGUGUCUGUUGAGCAGAGCGGAGAUGAGGAAGUGGGAGAAGAUCAUGUUUGAUGGGAAGAUAGAUGAGGAUGAUAAGGAGGAGAGGUUGGCGGGGAUGUGGGAUGAUGAGUAUUGGGCUGAGUGGGCAAGGACGGAGGAGGAGGAUCAUGAGGGGCAUCAUCAUCCUUGA
Messenger RNA from Macroventuria anomochaeta, 1683 nucleotides. Its product is annotated as cobW-domain-containing protein. The record is from RefSeq and is a predicted model, not a curated record. NCBI's taxonomy places the organism in Eukaryota, Fungi, Ascomycota, Dothideomycetes, Pleosporales, Didymellaceae. The transcript has 3 exons. Bases 1 to 1683 code for a protein of 560 amino acids.